This is a messenger RNA of Colletotrichum truncatum, 177 nucleotides long. The record is from RefSeq and is a predicted model, not a curated record. Lineage: Eukaryota; Fungi; Ascomycota; Sordariomycetes; Glomerellales; Glomerellaceae.
AUGGGUGUCGACCAAAGCUGCUUGUUAUUUCGAUCCAGGAGCUUAAAGGUGUCCUCGGCCAAGCCCGUCUGGCCGAUGAUGGUGCCGACUUGGAAAUUGAACUGGUUCGCAUCGUACGCCGCCGUCUCGUGCCAGACAUUCUUGGUACUCAUGCGUCAGAUUCAACGGCCUCUCUAA